CAGCCCCGCGCCGCUCCGCCAUGCCCGUCGGCGCCUCCCCCGCGGCCAAGCCCCGGUACAGCCUGGUGAACGACCGGGACGACCUGCGCGUCCCGCUGCACAACGACGACGCCUUCCAGCACGGCAUCGGCUUCGAGGCCAAGUACAUCGGCAGCCUGGACGUGCCACGGCCGAACAGCCGGGUGGAGAUUGUCACAGCCAUGAGGCGCAUCCGGCACGAGUUCAAAGCCAAGAGCAUAAAGAAGAAGAAGGUGCACCUGAUGGUGUCGGUCGACGGCGUGAAGGUGGUGCUGAAGAAGAAGAGGAGGAAGAAGAAGGAGUGGGACUGGGACGAGAGCAAGCUGCUGGUGAUGCACGACCCGAUCUACAGGAUAUUCUAUGUGUCCCAUGAUUCCCAGGACCUGAAGAUCUUCAGCUACAUUGCCCGGGACAGUGCCAGCAACGUCUUCCGCUGCAACGUGUUCAAGUCCAAGAAGAAGAGCCAGGCCAUGCGCAUCGUCCGAACCGUGGGCCAGGCGUUUGAGGUCUGCCACAAGCUGAGCCUGCAGCACGCGCACCAGGAUGCCGACGGCCGGGAGGAGGGCCGGAGCGAGAAGGGCAGCGAGGACCUGGCGGCGCUGGCUGCCGGGCGGCCUGGAGCAGAGCCUGCCGCCGCCGAGGAAACGGACAUCGACGCGGUGGACCUUGGUCUGCCUGGGAGUGACCACCUGGAGUUCAACCGGGGGGUGACGGACCUGGAUGCCGUUGGCCGAGAGUCCCCUGGCCGGCUCUGCGCCCAGGGCCUGCUCUGGAAGGACCGCGUCCCGACGGCUUCCCCCGGGGCGCCGCUCCCCCUCUGUCCCGAGCCAGGGGGCCCUCUGUCCGCCCACCACCAGACGCAGCUCCUGCAGCAGCUCCUGCAGCAACAGCAGCAGCAGACGCACGUCGCCGUGGCCCAGGUGCGGCUGCUGAAGGACCAGCUGGCGGCAGAGGCGGCAGCCCGGCUGGAGGCCCAGGCCCGCGUGCACCAGCUGCUGCUGCAGAACCGGGACCUGCUGCGGCACGCCUCCCUCCUCGUGCGGCAGGUGCAGGAGCUGGAGGCGAAGCUGCUGGGACCCCGCGCAGCGAGCCCCCGGGACGGCGUGCUGGAGCUGGCCUGCCGGUCGGGGGCCCUGCCCGUCCUGUGCGACGCCACUACCCCCCUGCCCGACGGCGGCCCCGAGCCGCGGCCCGACGCCCCCGGCCCCCCAGGCGGGCCCCUCGGCUGGAGCGACUGCUGGGCGAGGCUGGAGUGCUUCCGCUUCCCGCCCGGCCCGGCGCCGCCCUUGGGCAGCCUGGAGCUCCUCCGGUUCCGUGAGUCGGGGAUCGGCUCCGAGGGCGAGGGCGAGUCUGGCACGGACGGGAGCGAGCAGUGGGGCGCCUGGGCCCGGGGGGCGCCCCCACGCCUGGUCAACGUCCGGGACCAGCAGGGGCCGGGCGACAGCCUGGAGGAAGAGGUGGCCAUCUGAGCGGCGGCAGCGCCCCUUGGGGCGGGCAGGUGGGGAGGAGAGGCCCCCGGCCCCUGGCCCGGGACCGGCCCCGGCCCGUCUGUCGUGGCUGCUUCUGGGGCCUGGGCACCGACGGCCCCCCGAGGCGGAGCACCGUGCCUGGGGCAGCCUUGGGGCGGACGUGCUGUGCAGCCUCGCCGUGGGGAGCCGAGUCCUCCUGUCCCGCCAGACGUGGCAGGUUCCGGCCCCGGGAACCUCGGGUCGCUGGCUUGCUCUUGGGGCUGCGACUGCGUGUGCGUUGGGCCCUUGAGGCCCGCAGAGCCCGGCCAGAGUCUCGCAAGAGCGUGCCGUGUCCGUCCUCUGGAGCCAGCGGUGCUCCGGCGGGGGCAGGAUGGGGACGGGGCCUCGGUGCCCCCGUUGCUCUUGGCCUCCCGUCCCUCCGGGGAGCGUGGCCGGAGGCGGUUUGCCUGCUUUGCAUGGCGUGUGGCGUGCCGGAGGGAGUUUGCGCGUGAGAUUUUGCCUUUGGCGCAGGGUGUGCGUGCUUGUGCCGUGCCGUGCAGUGAGUGAGCGAGCGAGCGAGCACAGGGAAGCGCGGCCCCAAUCCUCCCUGCUGCCUCCCCUUUCCAGACUGUCCCGAGGCAGGCGCAGGAGCUGCAUCUCGGGGCAAGCGGAAGGCGAGCGUGUGGCUCGGGGCCGGAGUGUCUUCUGGGGCCGGUCAGUCGCUUCUCGUGCCCUCAUGAAUCCGCUGUGCGCUGGGCACGGCCGUCCUCGUUCCCGCAGAGCCACUCCAGCGGUGCUCCGGCCCUUCGUUCUGGCCCAGUGCUCAGCCCGCCUGGCGCCCUGUUGCUCGGCCCCGGAGGUGCUUGCAGGAUGCCUGGAACCGGCACUCUUCGUCUCUUCAUUCAUUCAUUCAUGCAUGCAUUAUCCCACUUUUUUCCUGUGGCAAACCCAAAUUCUCCUCCUCCUGCUCUCAGUCUCAUCCCACCAACAACCCUGCAAGGAAGGCUAGCCUGAGAGUCUGGGACUGGCCCAGAGGCACCCCGGUGGCUCUGUGGCUGAGCGGGGACCCGGAACCAGGUUCCCCGAGUCCCAGGCCUGUGCUCUUCACACCCCGCCACAUGGGCACUCGCUAGUUAAAGGGCUUCCUGGUUGCAUGCUCUCUCCCCCCUCUGGAGGAAUAUUUUGAAUCCCCUUUUUACCACAACUUCAGCCUUUCCUUCCACCUUUUUUUUGAGUGCCACCUGCAUCUCGCUUUGCACCGCUGUGCGGCCUUCCCGUUCGUGCAUCCACAGAGGCGUGACAGAGGGCCGGAGCGGCGAGGCUGCUUCCCCUUUUCUGGGCCUGGGGUUAGGGUUAGGGUUAGGGUUAGGCCAGGCCUAGCGGACUCGGCGUGGGGGGGCAGGACACACCUGCAGUGCGAGGCCCCCGCCGUGCAGGGAGGGGAGCUGCCGCCCGGCUCGCUCAUCGUGCUCACAGGAGGCUCCCUGCCUCGGGCUCCCGUGCCCUGCCUGGCGGAGCAGCUUGUAUGGCAGCCGGGGGGAGAGUGGCCUGAAGGGCGGCGCUCUUUCCCCGGGCGGCUCCGGAGGGCCCCGUGAGUGGCGAGGCGUCCUCUGGGGGGG
Varanus komodoensis (Komodo dragon) is the source of this 3085-nucleotide messenger RNA. It is a transcript of the gene NOS1AP, whose product is annotated as nitric oxide synthase 1 adaptor protein. Lineage: Eukaryota; Metazoa; Chordata; Lepidosauria; Squamata; Varanidae. The record is from RefSeq and is a predicted model, not a curated record. Gene Ontology annotation, molecular function: nitric-oxide synthase binding. The transcript has 10 exons. Bases 21 to 1487 code for a protein of 488 amino acids.